UCAAAUCUUCCAAUUGCUGCUACGAACAGUUAUGUACGAUACUCAACAGCAAUUUGUGAUUUUAUCUAGUGUCGCAUUGUAAUGUUUUAGUAUGUUCCAAAUUCACACCAAUUUUAAUUACUUCGCAAUAACUAACCGUCUUAAGGUGCUCUUCGAACAAACUACAUCUAUACACCACGUGUUUUAAGAAUGCUGCAAUAAUGAAUCCGUUCAAUACUGACAGUUGUUGAUCCAUGUGAUGUGAAUAUGAAUUAUUAAAAAUAGAAUAUUGCCGAUAGCUGCGAAUAAUAUUUCAAAACUCGACUCAAAGUGGCCGCAUCCGGAAGCGUCGCUAUUAGUAGUGAUAUCUGAGGAAUUUGGCGAAGGAGACUGCUCUCUAAUCUGGAAAGAUGUAGUAAUUCUCGCGGGACCGGGAGCAUUCAAUGAUCUUUGCAUGGCUUAUACAGUACUCGGUAGAGGCCUUUUAGCACUACUGGAAAACAAUUUGUCAAAUAAACAAUGGAUGUAAUUUCCGAGGGAAAAAGCUUUGUUCUGGUAAAAGAUGCGGAUUUGCAUAAUGUUCUCAAAGUUCUGGAAAAAUAUUUCCCUCACUCGGUUAAAUUUCAUCAAACCAUUAAGACGUAUCUGACCGAUAGAAUCUGGCAAUUCCACUUUUAUGUGUGCAAAACAUGGCCAACGGAUCCUGUUUGUUUACAUUUCCCUGGAUGCACUUUGACCCCUUACAACAAGACAUACGAAAGUGUUGGAAUAUUUUGUCCUCCAGAUCAACUGGAUAAAAUGUGCCUAAUAGAGCAAGAGGAUGUGCUUUUUAACUGGACCGAGCCUAUCUAUAUGAACUUCACUCACGUCGGCAUAAUGAAUAAAAUGGACUCCAUUUUCCGCACAAAAGUUAAUGGUCAGCUUGUAGGUCACAUUUAUGGUGAUAUCUAUGUGCAUGAGUAUUCUUCUGACUUAGAAAUAGAAUUGGAACCGCUCCCAGCAAAUGAAGCUGUUAUCCAACCUCUAAGAAUGGGAAAUAUAAAGGAUAUACAUGAUUUAUAUCCUGCCAGUGAUAUCGAGAGUGUCGAAUUGUUUGAAAAAUUAGUUCAUCAACUACCAGGCUAUGGUGUUUUUAGUAAAACCAAUAAUGAAUUAGCUGCUUGGAGCCUCCAAUCUUACUACGGUGGCAUGUUUUCAAUGCAGACAAAACCCGAAUUCAGGCGAAAAGGGUACGGCAUUCAACUUGCUCAAGCCCUUACAAAACUAGUCAUUCAACGAGGUUAUGUACCUUUCGUGGUAAUCAGACCAGAAAACACGGCAUCGCGAAGUCUUUAUACUAAGCUAGGCUUUAGGAAAGCAUUCGAGAGUGUCAGAGGUGUUUUUAAACCAAAUACAUUUAAUGUUGAAGAUGACAAAGAAAACGAAGAGAACCUGAAAUAUGGUUCUAAUUGUGACAGGGAUAAAAAAUAUUGUUAGGCUGAGAUAAUUGCUUCAUCCAUCUAUCUUCUGCACACGUAAUCUUUUAUAGCUAGCGUAUUCCGGAUGCAAUCAAUAAAUCCUUUGCUUUACACUCGAGACAAUUGAAUGAACAAA
This is a messenger RNA of Malaya genurostris, 1572 nucleotides long. RefSeq lists its product as uncharacterized. The record is from RefSeq and is a predicted model, not a curated record. Gene Ontology annotation, molecular function: acyltransferase activity, transferring groups other than amino-acyl groups. The transcript is spliced from 7 exons. The coding region runs from base 499 to 1455 and encodes 318 amino acids. NCBI's taxonomy places the organism in Eukaryota, Metazoa, Arthropoda, Insecta, Diptera, Culicidae.